AUGUCAAACGGUGUUAUGAAUGAAAAGUCAGACGAGCCUCUUCGUCGCAUGCAAACGGCGGAGAGCGUUUUCCUGCCCAUUUCUCGAGAGGCAUUCGAGAAACUCUACUUGAACCCGAAGAGUCCCACGGUUUCAGGGGACUUGCGCAAGAAGGUGGGAAAUCCUACACCAAUCUCUCUGCUGGGCUUCUUGCUUGCUUCCACAACGAAUGCAUGUAUUGUUAUGGGAUGGAGGGGAGCCGGUGGCAAUGGAGCUGCCAUUAUUCCUGUCUUGAUCUUCUUCGGAGGAAUGGUUCAGAUAUUCGGUGGGAUUGGGGAGUGGAUUAUUGGCAACACCUUCUCAUGCGCGCUCUUCUUCACAUACGGAACCUUCUGGAUUGUUCAAGGAACAACCCUUAUGCCAUUCUUCGCUACUGGAACCCAUUUCUCGUCCACUGGCAACUUUCUCGAGGGACAGCAGACACCCAUGUAUAACGCCAGUAUAGCAUUCUACUUUGUGGCUCUGACAGUCAUAACCUUCAUAUACAUGAUAUGCUCCCUUCGAACCAACGCCUGCCUCUUCUCCGCGCUCUUCUUGCUUGAGAUCACUUUAGGGUUGUUCGCCGGUGCUUUCUUCUCCAUCUCCGCGGGGAAUCUUCAUUUGGCUGAGAAAUUGCAAGUGGUCGGCGGCGCAUUCAACUUUGCGCUAUGCAUACCAAUCUGGUGGAUUUUCAUCACACAAAUCCUGGAGGCCGUCGACUUCCCGGUCUCGCUUCCUGUUGGCGAUCUCAGCACGCUUAUACCAGGACGGAGCCAGAGGAUGCGUUUGAAGCAAGCUGAGCCUUGA
Messenger RNA from Aspergillus fischeri NRRL 181, 825 nucleotides. RefSeq names its product putative plasma membrane ammonium transporter (Ato3). The transcript has 5 exons. Lineage: Eukaryota; Fungi; Ascomycota; Eurotiomycetes; Eurotiales; Aspergillaceae. Gene Ontology annotation, cellular component: plasma membrane. The record is from RefSeq and is a predicted model, not a curated record. The coding region runs from base 1 to 825 and encodes 274 amino acids. Gene Ontology annotation, molecular function: acetate transmembrane transporter activity.